Messenger RNA from Ruditapes philippinarum (Manila clam), 8817 nucleotides. RefSeq names its product serine/threonine-protein phosphatase 4 regulatory subunit 4-like. The record is from RefSeq and is a predicted model, not a curated record. Lineage: Eukaryota; Metazoa; Mollusca; Bivalvia; Venerida; Veneridae. The transcript is spliced from 25 exons. The coding region runs from base 465 to 3191 and encodes 908 amino acids. Gene Ontology annotation, cellular component: protein serine/threonine phosphatase complex; cytosol. Gene Ontology annotation, molecular function: protein phosphatase regulator activity.
AAAGUUUUUGUUUUAUAAAUGGAAUUUAAACUAAAGAGAAGGAUGAUAUAAUGUUCGAAGUUUGCAGUGAAUUACAUUUUUUUGUGUUUUAUAUUGUGGGGAGGUGAUGACUUUUAGAAAGGCAAAGCAAAAACAACAACAAUUCAUUUGCAGAAUCUGGAAAUUCUAACAAAAUGUAGCAGAAAAGUUAGAUACCAGGGAAUUGAUAGAUGAAACUAUCUAAUCAAAUAUGUAAAACUGUCAACACGACAACAGAAAAAUUGUGUGGUGUUGUCUGAAGGAAAAUGAAGAGUUUAUUUGCAUAAACUCCCAAGAGUGCAAAAGGAUAAAGAUUGGAACUAUGCUAUCCAAGCUUGAAAUUUUAUAGUUUAUGUUGUUGACUUUUAUGAUGAUUGAACCUGUUCCAAAAAUAGUAAUUGAAGCAAGAAGUUCGGAAAUUUGUACAUUUGGGGAAACAUUGACAAAUGGGGGUAGAAUCGAAAAAUAUGAAGUUGUCACAAAAUUCUAUGGAAGAGAUCGAGAUAUUUAAGACUGCGGAGUCUCCAACGGGAGAAAGGAUUAAACUUUUUGUGGAUGAGUUGGAGGCACUUGAGCCAAUCGUUAAUGUUGAUACACCACGAGAUUUCCCGUUGCAGCCAUGUGUGGCGCCGGGAAUGGAUUUGGACUUUAUGUUGGAGAUCGAUGAAGAAUUAGAUUCUGGUCAAGAAGUACAAAGAAUAAGUGUUAUUAAUAAUCUUCCAGAUCUUCUAAAAGACAGCCAUGCUGACUGUAUGCGCAGGGUUGUCCCCAAAGUUCGGGAAGUUCUCCAUGUUGCUCAGGCAGACAUGCAAUUGGCGGCAUCGUCAGCAUUUGUUCAAAUCUUACGUAAAGACCUGGUUCCUGUACAAAACUACGCGUCCACAUUCCUACAGACCAUCUUAUCUAGUGUGGAUAACAAAGAUCCAGUGAGAGAUUGGGAUAUUGCCAAUGCCUGGUUAGAUACACUGUUAGAUGUUAUAGAUUUACUGCCAAAAGACAUCAUCAAGAAAGAGAUAUUAACGAUAGCAAUAGAAAAGGGGCAGUUGUCACAACCAGUUCAAACUAGAUUGUCAUGUUGUAAAAUCCUAGGCAAAAUUGCAACAAGAUUUGAGCCCUUCGUUAUAAAGAAGGAGAUACUGCCUAUUGUUCAGUCGCUGUGUCAGGAUGUGGAGUAUGAAGUACGAGGCUGUAUGUGUAUGCAGCUGGACCCGGUGUCGAGGGGACUUGGCUUGGAAGCCACCAAAAGUGCAAUACUACCUGAGUUGGUAGAGUUAACAAAUGAUGAGGAAAGUUAUGUUAGAAUAGCUGGAUUACAAACUGUUGUCAAUAUACUCACACUUGUUGAUGAAGAUACAUGUAGAGCAACAUUAAUACCUCUAGUAUGUAAGUUCUGUCAGCAGUCAGUGAAGACAGAAGAUGUCACACUACCUGUUGUUGCCAGGGAGAUCGGCAAACUUUGUCAUGGCUUCUCAGCAUAUUUAACUGAUGAACAAAAGUCUUGGUUCAUUGAUUUCUUCAAGCAAUUAUGUAAGGUCGGACUCAAUGAGAACAAAUCAAAUAAAAACAAAGAUGCUGAGAAAGAGUCUCCCUCGAAAGACCAGCAGGUACCCCUGUUACCUGACAUCAUUGAAUUACAAGACCGCCUUAUUGAAACAAGAAGAAAUUGUGCAUUUAAUUUUCCUGCAAUGGUAUUAUUUGUUGGUGCAAAGUCAUUCAAGUCAGAGUUGGGUGUUUGUUUCUCUAAUAUAUGUAAGGAUCCUAACGUUGAAGUACGAAAAACACUAUCAUCAGGAUUUCAUGAGAUUGCUGCUAUUAUGGGAAGUCAUGUGAGUAACCUUCAGGGAGAUAUGAUAAUGUUACUGCGAGAUGAGAAUACAGAAGUGUUGAAGGGAAUUAUAACUCACCUGCCAGAGACACUUACCUCAGUUUGUGGUCCUCUUACCCAUCAGGCCAUGCAUGAAGUCAAGCAAAAUCAGAUAGCAGAUCUUAUACCAGCAAUAUUGUCAGCUGAGAUUGUGAUAGCUGCAUCUAAUGACUGGCGACUUCAGGAAACUAUAAUAGAACACUUCAAAUGUUUCCAAUAUCUCACAAACAGUGAAAAUAUCUAUCAUAAAAUCAUUCCAGUUCUAUUGAUUAAACUGAAGAGAGCUAGGGCAUUACCUGUGAAACUUGCAGCAGCACGCUCAACAUUAUUCCUGCUGAGAAAUCUCAAAAAGAUGGAGCAGCGAGCAGAACUUCUUAAUACACUUGUUACAGAUUUCUGCCAUGGUAAAAGCUGCCACCAGAGAUCUUUAUUUAUUGACAUUUGUAGAGUGACUAUAGAAUAUUAUUCCAAAUCAUUCUUCAAAGAGACAUUUUUCGAGUAUUUGUUAAGUUUACACACGGACCCUAUUGCGAAUAUUCGUUAUCGGUUGUGUUCAAUAUUACCGGAUUUAAAACGUUUAUUAAAGUUACCAAGUGACAGGACACUUUCACAACUGUUGGACGCAUGUGUUCGGAGAUUAUUAAUUGGUGAGAAAGAUAGGGAUGUUAGUCAGGCAAUAAAAUGUGCAGUUGAAGAAAUGGAUAAAACACCUGUGUAUAUGGAAUCAGGGUUGUCACGGCGGAUCAUGAUGGAAGAAGAUAUUGAAGAUCAGAAAAAGGAAGCAGAGGAGAAAAAACUUAUUGAAUUGGAGGAGAGAGAGUUGAAGAAAGAGGAGGAGGCAGCUAAAGCUAAAGCUGAGAAGAAAGGUCAUAAAGAUAGUGCGUCAAAAAUUCCAGCACCAAAAAAGGGUAAAAGUGCAAGUUCCAGUGUUGGUAAACAGGAGCGUGAAUCUGCCGGCGUAAAACGUACGCCGAGUACAACCAGUUCUAACUCCGGCUCUACUUCCUCUGUUAAAGAAACUGAAUCUAGGAUACCAUUAGCUAACAGGUCCAAGUUAGCUAGGACAAAGUCAGAUUCUACUGCCAGCAAGUCUAUGACAAAAACAUCAAGAUCUGGUGCUAGUGGAGUACCCACACCCAGUAGUGCUGGCUCUAGUUCUAGGAAAAUAUCAACAUCCAAACUGGCAUCAUCAGAAGCAAGUACCCGUCGUGGAUCUUUCAAUAACUCCCCUACCGCUACCUCAGAUAAAACAGUAAGAAAAAAUAGUAAUGGAAGCAUUCCAACAGCCAAAUCAAAGAAAUCGAAAUGAUAGAGGGCAGUGUGAGAACUGUUGACAUUAUUUGUUGUAGAUGCACAAAUUAUACUGCAUUGAUAAAAGCUGGUCUGUGAUCUACCCUGUAACGUGAUACAAAACCUUACAUUAUACAUCUGCUAAAAUGCUCAUCAGGUGAGAAUGUGACACUGAUUCAAGUUCAACUCUUAUCAAGUGGGCAUUGAUUAAAAUGUGCAGAAAAACCUGAUGGAAACAAUUGUGUGAUGACAGAAAAUGCAAUGCAUUGAAGGAAUAUACGCUGAAGUAGAAAAACGGUGACCAUAUCUGAGAGGAAUUCCUUCCUUUAUUCACAUAUCACAUGAGUACAGUUACAAGAUGUAUUUAAAUGUGAGAAGUUGAUGGAUCAGGUGAUCAGUAUAUAUAAAGUGUGAUGGUACUCUUCUCACCAAAACUACAUUUACUGUUAAAGUUGUACAGACAAUACAAGUAUGGUUUUAACAAGAAUAAAUUCUGAUGAUGAAAGGGUUUGAAUUGUGACUAUUCAUGUUGUAAAAGAUGAAAUUGUUUGUUUGUUGUUUUUUUUUCUGAAUGUUUUAUUUUCUCCAUAGAUGAUAAAUAAAUAAUGUGUAUACAUGGGUCAUGUAAUUUCAUAUACACUAUUUUGUGUUCUGUGUAUAUGGGAAGUUACACAGCUGUUCAUAUUUGAGCCGCGUCAUGACAAAACCAACGUAAUGCGUUUGCGACCAGCAUGGAUCCAGACAAGCCUGCACAUCCGCGCAGUCUGAUCAGGAUCCAUGCUGUUCGCUUACAAACCUUAUUACAAGUAGAGAAACUGAUAGCGAACAGCAUGGAUCCUGAUCAGACUGCGCGGAGGCGCAGGCUGGUCUGGAUCCAUGCUGGUAGCAAACCCACUAUGUUGAAUUUGUUGUGACGCGGCUCAUUUUAUAAUGUUUUAAGGUGCUUUCAUUGAGUUGAGAGACUGAUAAGAUGUGGUUUGAAGCGGUUUAUACUGGUAUAUAUCCCAUUAUUGUGGUCAAAAAAUGAAAUGCAUUUAUUGGUGCCUGUAUUUGACAAUAUGGGUUAAAAACUGAAGUGUAAUUUAUUGUAUGUUGAGAGAGGUAUUUCUUUUAUAGAUAUAUGGAUGGUAACAUACUUGAGCAGGGUGCUGAUGUUGAAAUAUUUGAGACCUAAAAUAGAUCUGAUUUGAAGAUGCAGUUAUGCAGUUAGAUAUCUGUGAUUGUUUUUAAUCAGAUAUAUUUAAUCAAUCAUACUCUGUAAGCAAGUUUUGUAUGUUCAAUAGAUUUUCAGUUGUGGCUGUGACAAACCAGUACAUUAUACAAUGGUAUAUGGUAACUUGGUUUGUUUGGACAGACUUUGAUUUAUAUAUCAAACACAUAAAUAACAUAUCUUUAAUUAAAGGAUGACAGGGAGUAAUUUGUAAAUCAAAAUGAACCAGCUCAUUACUUAAAGUUAUUAGAUGUAGACAUAUUAUACAGCUCUGUUUUAGAAGUCUUUUUUCCAUGGACUCCAGCUAUGUUAAUGUUUAACCUGUAAACUGUUGAAACCAAAAGUGACAAGCUUUUUUUAGCCAGGCUUCAUACUGUUGAUAUCGAAAUCCCUUAAACUUUGAACAGACUGUUUCAAAUUCAAUGUAGGGCAUAUAUAUUUCACUAAUUAGGUACUAAUUAAGCAGGUAUUGUUUAAAUAUGAAUGCCCUGUAUAAAAUCUCACUGGCUAUAAAUUUGUUAUAAAACAGCUAUAAUUUUACAAGUUUUAUACUUAGACUAGAAUAUUUAUUAAUGUUACAUUCCAAUAUAACCUUAUUCCAUGAUUAAAUAAAUAAUGUAUUAUGUGCAUUUAUAUAUGGAAUGAAAAUCUUUGUAAUUAAGAUUGGUGUCUUUGUCAAUCUCUUGCAUAUGGUGACAUCUGUUUAUAAAUAAAUAUACAAAACUUAAAUACAAUAAUAGUAUAUUUGACUGGGGCAAUAUGUACACUGUAACAUUUAAAUCGGACUGUUUAGUUCUUAUUUGUUGUUUUUGCUCUUCUAACAUUAAGUUCUUCAAAUGCAUUUCAAACUUGUGUAUUUGUGUUCUUUUUAACUUUUUUUUAUAAACUACAUUUCAAUGUUCUUUCUAUGAUUUGAAAUUAAUAGAUACAUUCUUGUGUCUGAUUUCAGUGUUAAAUAAAAAGCAGAUUUAUAUAUGUAUAUAAUAUAUCAUGUCCAGGAAAUUAAAAAUUUACAUUUAAGUCAUGAUAUUACUUUCAUUUGUUCACUAUGUUUAUUUUUUUUUAAAUUAAACCGAGGACACAUAUAGUUAAUUACAACAUAAACUUUCUCAGGAUAUUCUGGGCGUAUUAUUUUAUAGCAAUUUCAGAAUUACAGCAUUGCAGUUACAUGUUCAGUUUUAACAUAGUUCUGUAUGUAGUUUGUUGUUCAAUGUCUUAACAUUUGUUAAUGGGACAGAAAGAGAAUUAUGUAUUCUGAUGGAAAAUUAUAAAUUAAAUAUAAUACAAAGGUCUAAAGUAAAUUGGUAAUUUCACAGUUUUAGGUUCAAAAUAAAUUUUACUUUUUGUUUUAGAUAAACUUUUUGGUUGGUUACUUGUGUCAUAAUUUGUUGUUUAAUCAAAGUCAUUUGAAAAGUUUGCUUAUUUCUCAACAUUAAAUUUCUAUGAGCAAAGGGAAACUUUCUUCUUUUUUUUCAAUAUGUAUACAUGGACUAAUACAUCGGCCAAAGCUAUAUAGCUAUAUUUAAUAAUAAGUUUUCAUGUAAAAAUUGAGAAAUUCUUGAAAUACAUCUACAUGUUUAGCAAUCAAUUCUGAUUAUGACUUGCAGGCUGCCUCUCUGAUAUAUGUAUUUAUUUCCUUAUCAAACAUAAGAAACUGAUUUAUGGGUAUGUCAGUAUGUGUAUUAUUUGAUAAUAAUAUUUGUGCCACCUACCAUGAAAGCUAGUUAUUUCUAGGUGCUUUCUUGCUAAUGCCAUAUAACCUCACUAUUGCCAUAUAUCAGUAUUUAUGUUAUAUAAAAUCUAGAAAUAACUCUUAGUCAACUCUACUAACUCAAAGACAAACAUAUAGAAUGUGACAGCCUGCCUGGCUUGAAUGAUCCCUUUACAAGUUUAGAUAAGGUUUAAGUUCAUAGAUAUUCAGAAGGUAAUCAAGUGAGCCAAUGAUAUCAGCAGAUACAUAUGACUCGUAAUUGUUGAAUAUUAUUAAAAUAUACAUGCACAGUACUUGUAUUUUCUAUUUGAUAAUAAACUGUAUGUAAACCAGUAGAUAAAUAGAUAUUAAACAUUAGAUUAGCUUAUUAUUCUGUACUGAACUAGUUCAUCCAUCUACAGUUUGGAAUACUUUGAUAUCAUAUUGUUACUAUGAACAUUGGUUGUCUAUGCCAAUAGCAUGUAAGUUUAUCUCUCUAUACAUCUGUGCAGUCUGAUCUGGCUAUCCUUUAAAAAUGCUUAAUUUUAAACAUUUUUUAUUCUGGGAAGGCAUAUAGGCAGACACUUGUAAAAUAAAAGUCUUACAUAGAUUAAGAGUGGUUGAAUGUCCACCAGAUAUUAAAGUUUUCUGAAUUUGUUUGAUGGAUUGACUUUCUUAUAGACGGCAAUAAAAGAAGAUAAAAAUGCAAUUUGUAUGGCAUAAUGAGAUUUUUUUGAUAGUUUAGACAUUUUUGUUGUUGUUUUACUGAUUCAGAUUAGUUGUGUGUUCUUUUGUUGUGUUUUAUAUAAUUUCAAUGCAAUGUUAGUUUUUCAUUUUAAACUUUUUCCUACUUCUAUUUAUACUAAGUAUAAAAUAAGUACUAGCCAAAAUGUGUCCUUGAAUUUAUCCAGAUUGUUUUUUGCUGUCCCUGUUUUGCAUUACUUUUUGAUUUAAAGACAUGCUUUUUGUUUGAUGAAAGAGUAUUUUAGUCAGUGUGUGAUGACAAUGCGUGCAGAAAUAGAUAAAAUAUUUAACAUAAUUGGAUAUACUACAUCUUUAAUUAGUUCAAUUAAAGCUUUGCUUAUAUGAAUAUUUAACAGAAUGUAUUUUUUUCUCAUGUAGAAACAUGCUUCAAAUAUUUUAUUUAUCAGUUCUAUCCAGUUCCUUCAUGUAUUUAAACAUGAAGUUUCCUAAAAGUCAUGCACCUUGUAAUUACCACAUGAUUUGUCCAUGAAUGGGGCAGUGUAUAGUUUUCUAAGCUUCUCAAAUAACUUGUUUUUGUUUCCUCAAACAUUACACUGUCUGAAAAUAAUCUUCAUGUUCACUAUUCUUAUGAUUACAUUUCCAAAUGAACAGCUGGUUUACAAGAUACCUCUGUAGAACAUAUAUUGACAUCUUAUAUGUACUCUCAGUAUAUAUCAGAGAACGUCAGUCAGUCUCAGUUUACUAAAUAACUAGCAGCUGAAACUUGAAAACAAACAAUAGUUGAUAUUUACAUCUAUUUCAAUUUCCAAAAUAUUCCUUACAAAUGUCGACAUGACUGACCAGGGCCAACACUAAUUGAUGAUUAUUUUAUACUGACUCCUAUAACAAUAGCUUAUAACAAAUUUGCCUAAAAUAAUGUGUGAUUUUUAGAAUAUUUGUUAACAUCAGUGUAAUAAAACACAACAUGUAUAUAAAUAUCAAUUUGUCAAAGCUAGGCUUGCUCUCUUUGAUUUACUUUAUGUGUUUUAUGUUUAUUUUUUUCUUCUACCUGUAUUUGUUCUUAAAGAGUCCAGUGCAAUUUAUCACAAAGUGAUUCCUUGUCUAACUUCUUAACUAUCUUGUGUCUGUUUAUUUUUUAGUUUAUAUUGCUACCAUAGUUUGUCAUUUUUUGCACAUGUUAGACAUCUUUGUCAUGGAAUUUAUUUCAUGCAUUUUUUAUAGGAAAUUAUUUUGUUUGUGUAAUGAGAAAAGGAUAGGUAAGCAAAAACAUGUAGAAGAGUUUUCACGGUAAUGUCAUUGUGUCUGUGUAAUACUUGAAAUACAGAAAUAAUGCCUUGAUAUUUCACCCAUAAUCAGCUGGUCAAUACUUGACAUAUCUAAAUAUUUCCCAGGCAAAACAAUUCCAGGUUUUUCUAAUGUAGGACUGUUAGGAUUUUUAUUCUGGUAGUUCUGAAGAUAGUAACAAUGUUAAGUUGGUUUAACAUGAUAAAGUCGUGCAGUAAAAUUUUCAUUUGUCAGCAUGUUGUAGAACAUUUUUCUGCUUAAAGUGUAAAACAUAUUAUUUAGAUUAUGUUACAGUCAUUUGAAAAAAACCAUUGAUUUCAUCUGGUAUUGAGCAUUUUUGUUCUUCAAAUUUUCUUCAAUAAAAUAUUUGUUUAAAAAUUAUUUUACUUUUCUGUUUGACAUGGUGAUAUGUACAUUUGACAUGUCACAGACUGGCAAUUCUGACAGCGGUUAUUCUUUGACAGAUUUUUUUUCUGAGAAAAAACCCUAAAAGAUAUUUUUAUAUAUCAGGCAAUAAAUGUCAUCUUUUUCUUUCUUGUUUUGUUGUUCUUAAUGCUUUUAUUUUCAGAAACAUGAAUUUUGUUCACAGUUUAAGGUGUGUAAAAGAAGAAAUUAUGAUAUAUGUUUUUUUGUUGAUUGUUGUUAAUUGUAAAAUAAAAUUUUAUUUUUCAAAUACAGUGUUUGAUUAUAGCAGCUGUAAGAUUAUGAAUAAAAUAGAUUAUCUGUGCUGUAUGUGUCUCUUGUUCUUACAUCUUC